Messenger RNA from Akanthomyces muscarius, 882 nucleotides. RefSeq lists its product as uncharacterized. The record is from RefSeq and is a predicted model, not a curated record. Gene Ontology annotation, molecular function: protein deglycase activity. Lineage: Eukaryota; Fungi; Ascomycota; Sordariomycetes; Hypocreales; Cordycipitaceae. The transcript has a single exon. Bases 1 to 882 code for a protein of 293 amino acids.
AUGUCCAACGAUAAAGCGCCCGUGGCCGACCAGGCCGAGUUCAACGCCUACUUCCCCUCGCCCUUUUCCCUGACGCAGUACGUCGGCCCCAAGACGGACUUUGACGGCGCCGACUACCCCAACGCCUACAAGGGCGGCAAGUGGAAGGUGCUCCUCAUCGGCACGCAGGAGCGCUACCUGCCCAUGGCCGACGGCAAGUUCUUCUCCACCGGUAAUCACCCGGUCGAGCUGCUGCUGCCGCUGCUGCACCUCGAUGCGGCGGGCUUCGACGUCGACGUGGCCACGCUCUCGGGCGACCCCGUCAAGUUUGAAGUCUGGGCCUUUCCCACCGAGGACGACGCGGUCAAGAAGAUUUACAAGAAAUACGAGGACAAGCUCCGCAAGCCCAUCAACCUGGAAGAGCUGUGGUCCAAGGAGGGCGGCUUCAGCAGCAAGACCCCGUACCUGGGUGUCUUCAUCCCCGGCGGCCACGGCGUGCUCAACGAUGUGCCCUUCUCCAAGCUCGUCGGCGACGUGCUGCGAUGGGCGCACUCCAACGAGCGCUACUACAUCACGCUCUGCCACGGCCCCGCGAGCAUGCUCGCGGCGGACGUCGGCAAGCCCGCGGGUAGCAAGUUUAUCUAUGAUGGCUACGAGAUUGUCGUCUUCCCAGACUCGCUCGACAAGGGCGCCAACAUUGACAUUGGCUACAUUCCCGGCAAGAUGCAGUGGCUGGUUGGCGAGUCGCUGCAGAAGCUCGGCGUCAAGACGCUCAACGACGGAAUCACCGGCCAGGUCCAUCGCGACCGCCUCCUGCUGACGGGUGACUCACCGUUGGCGUCCAACAACCUCGGAAAACUCGCCGCCAAGACUCUCCUGGAGGAUGUUGCGAAGCGUGGUUAA